Messenger RNA from Spodoptera littoralis (African cotton leafworm), 417 nucleotides. The record is from the annotation of a GenBank genome assembly. NCBI's taxonomy places the organism in Eukaryota, Metazoa, Arthropoda, Insecta, Lepidoptera, Noctuidae.
AUGAAGCUCCUCGUAACGGUGGUCAGUUUGUUAGUGGCGCUGGCAGUAGUUUCUGCCGGGCACAAUAAAAGGGGGUGGGGUUCCCAUGUAGUGGCGUACGGGGGCGGUGGGGGUGGAGGCUGGGGCGGCUCGGGCGGCUCGGGCUGGGGUGGACGGCGGUCUGGAUGGAACGGUGGUGGUGGCGGGUGGAGUAAUGGCUACGGAUGGAACUCUGGUGGCUCCGGAUGGCGAGGCAAGUCUGGAUGGAGCGGCGGUUCUGGAUGGCAAGGGGGAUCUGGAUGGAAUGGCGGUUCCGGGUGGCAAGGACGAUCUGGAUGGGGUGGUGGUUCUGGAUGGCAAGGAAGUUCCGGGUGGAGCGGCGGUUCCGGCUGGGGAGGCUCCGGCUGGAAGGGAAAAUCUGGAUGGGGAGGAUGGUAA